CUUUUAUCUGAUUGCCUUGCAUUUCUUAGCGCAAGUGUUAUAUUCUCGCUGAUUGUUUUCUGUAGCUGCUUGUCUAGUGCCACUCAAGAUAAUCAUAAUUUGAUAUUAUAAUACCCUAGAGAAAAAUUUUGAAGAUGUCGAAAAAAGUACAAAAAGUUAUGGUUCAACCAAUUAAUCUUAUAUUUAGGUAUUUACAAAAUCGAGCUCGGAUUCAAAUUUGGCUUUAUGAACAAAAUAAUUUAAGGAUCGAAGGUCACAUUAUUGGUUUUGAUGAAUACAUGAAUUUGGUGUUAGAUGAUGCACAGGAAGUACAUGUAAAGAAUAAAACCAAAAAACAACUUGGUCGUAUUCUUCUUAAAGGCGAUAACAUAACUUUGAUUCAAAAUGUUGCAACAUAAGUUCUCAUUUAUAAUUCAUGAAGUAUCAUGGACAAUUUUGAUAUUGUAUAAAUUACAAUAAACCAAAAUGGAUGAAAACAAAAUUUAUGUGUGUUUAUGUGUAACACUUAUCUUCUGUCAAUGCAGUUUUAAAAUUAAAA
Messenger RNA from Hydra vulgaris (swiftwater hydra), 538 nucleotides. Its product is annotated as small nuclear ribonucleoprotein E. Gene Ontology annotation, molecular function: RNA binding. NCBI's taxonomy places the organism in Eukaryota, Metazoa, Cnidaria, Hydrozoa, Anthoathecata, Hydridae. Gene Ontology annotation, cellular component: U4/U6 x U5 tri-snRNP complex; U4 snRNP; U2 snRNP. The record is from RefSeq and is a predicted model, not a curated record. Gene Ontology annotation, biological process: spliceosomal snRNP assembly; mRNA splicing, via spliceosome.